UAUCAUUCGAGAACUCUCAAAAGCGGACUCAGAACUGGCUCUUCGGAGAAACAAUGAACAACUUACUAGUGUUGGUUUAUAUGAGUCCUUUUCUAGCGCCAAUUCAUGGCGUUCCUUCACUGUUGAAAGUCCAAUCAAUCAGCCAAGAUUCAGAUAAUUGUGCCCAAAAAUGUCAAUCCACCGUGAGCACCCAAUCAUGCUCAGAGCUGGUUCUUCACGAAAAAUCGAGUUGUCCCAUUUGCUACAGAUUUUUUGAAUGCAAUUCAACCUCGUGCUCAAGAGCCUUUUCUAGAAACGAAUAUCUUCGGAUUUGUAAAUCAGCAGAACAUCAUAUCAGAUCAAAAAGAAGAAUUUCAGUGCAUACACGCCAUCGACGCCCUUGCCACGUUCAAUCCCUGGCCCAGAGUCAAUCCAAUGGCGUGUCCUCGUGUCAAGCCGAUGGGAUCCCGUGUUCCCAGCAUCCGUGUUGUCGAGAGGUGGGACAGGGAACUUGGCAAUGUGGAGACACGAGUGCGGCCAGUACGAAUCGAAUGAUGGGAAGAGAAUAUUGGGAGGAUUUUAGCAAGUCUAUGAACCGCAUGAUGUCGAGCAUUUUCAAUGGGUAAAUGGAGGAAGAAAUCGCUUGAGGUGGUCUUCCACGUCUCAACAGGCGUUGUGAAUAUUCAAGUAGUUCUCUCCACAUCGUCGCCACAUAAAUUAGUGAAUUGCAUCCUCAUUACCAAGCUCAUACGUCAUAAAACCGUAAAAUCAAGAAUCGGUGGUAGUGGCUGGUUUGCUUGAAUUAUGUCUAUGAUCAGGGAAAACGACAUGAAAGUGCGAUUGAAGCGGAGGAAAUGGUUGGAGGUUGUCAAUGUGCAUGCGCGAAAUUUUAUACAUACUCGUACAUGUAGAUAUGUAUAGUAGAAAUGUAUGGUGGGAGUGGAGCUCAAA
Molecule: messenger RNA, 930 nt
Organism: Tigriopus californicus
Lineage: Eukaryota; Metazoa; Arthropoda; Copepoda; Harpacticoida; Harpacticidae
Exons: 3
Coding region: 54-605 (183 amino acids)
Source: RefSeq, a predicted model, not a curated record